AUGAAUUGGUCGAGUUUGAUAAAGAAAGAAAGAUUGCAAAAAGGUGCUGUCGUCCAGCACACCGCCAAAGCCCAUAACCUGAAAGGUCAACUGCCUGAAGGGAGCAAGGAAUCUUUAGCAACAACCAUUCGUUUCGUCACGCUGAACUGCCGAACACUAUCGAGUGAACUCGAGCAAGCCGCUCUAUCCAGAAUUCUGCGAUAUCUCUGUGUGCCUCUUGCUGCACUGCAGGAAACACGCAUGAGAGAUCGGGCCGUCGUGAGCAUCGAAAAUUACACCAUAUACUGCCGCGAUGCUGAUGAGAACAAAGUAGGUGGCUGCGCGAUAGCUGUGAGGAACGAUUACUACAACCUGGUGAAUGAAUUUGGCUCAAUGUCGUCUAGAUGCGUCUUCGUACGACUGCGGAGUCGCAGAGGACGUGAACUCUGGAUCGUAAGUGCUCAAGCACCUACGGAAACCGCUGAGGACAACAGUAAGGAUGCCUUCUGUGAUGAACUCAAUGUGUUGAUGCCUAAAAUACUAAGCCAGAACAUUGUCGGAAUCGACGCAAAUACGAAGAUGGGACUCGAACAGCAAUCCGAUGUGCUAAGAAAAUGGUAUUAUCCAGCGGAGCGCACGUCGGACAAUGGUGACCGUCUGGACGACCUGUACGAAAAGACGGGCCUUAUCAUCGCUUCUACGUUUAAGAGGAAUCAUCGACGCCAUCAGCUCACGUGGCAGAGGUCAACCCUUUUAACGCCUGAAGAGCGGAAGAUGAAGACUCUUAAGCUUCAGCUCGACUACGUUCUGGCGAGGAACAUCCCUCAGUUAGAUAUCCGAAAAUCUAGAGCUGUAUGGGACGUCGCGUUCGACUCUGACCACCGUCCAGUUCUUCUCAGCUUCAAGAUACGGUUCCACAAGAGAAAUCGAGGAGUUCCUCUUCAACCGAAAAUCGACAUGGCAGGUCUGAAAGAUGAAGAAUGCAGAACGAAAUUCCGCCAAGCGAAGGAGUUUGAGAAGGCGUGGAAGGACAGGAACCCGCGGAAAGCCUAUGCUCUACUAAAACAGUAUAGCGGCAAAAUGAAAAGAUGUUCUCCUGUCCUCAACACUGCCAGUGAAGCUGUCGGUGAAGCAACCCUUCCAAUUUGGAGGGAACACUUCAAGACCUUGCUGAACCGGCUAGCACCGUCAGUUCCUGAACUCGAGCACGUUCAUACACCGACAUAUGCGGUUAACGAGGACCCACCGACAGAGUCGGAGGUCCUGGUCUGUAUUGAAAAAAAUGAAGAAUGA
Necator americanus (New World hookworm) is the source of this 1272-nucleotide messenger RNA. RefSeq lists its product as uncharacterized. The record is from RefSeq and is a predicted model, not a curated record. Bases 1 to 1272 code for a protein of 423 amino acids. NCBI's taxonomy places the organism in Eukaryota, Metazoa, Nematoda, Chromadorea, Rhabditida, Ancylostomatidae. The transcript is spliced from 2 exons.